GCUUAUUGUUCUAUUUGUGACUGAGGUAUAAGAUUCGCUUUAUGACCCACAAAAUAACUCAAAUUCCCAUAAUCCUCAGUUUUACGUGGUGACGUUUUCAGCAUAACAAACAAAUCCGGAAGAGCAUAAUUGAUCCAGAUUAGACAGUUUGCUACACAUUCAAAAUGCUGAAGGCUGUGAUUCUCAUUGGAGGCCCGCAGAAAGGUCACUUCUGAAAAUGUAAUGUGAUCAACUGAGCAGGUAACUUUCAUUGUCAUACAGGUACACGGUUUCGACCAUUGUCAUUUGAGGUCCCGAAACCCUUGUUUCCAGUGGCUGGUGUGCCCAUGCUACAGCAUCACAUUGAAGCAUGUGCCAAGGUGCCAAAUAUGAAGGAGAUUUUGCUUAUCGGCUUUUACCAGCCAAAUGAAGAACUUACCAGAUUCAUGUGUAGCGCACAGCAGGAAUUCAAAAUCUCAAUCAGGUAUUUGCAGGAGUAUGCUGCAUUGGGCACUGGGGGCGGAAUCUACCACUUCAGAGAUCAGAUUCUAUCUGGUGGCCCUGAGGCAUUCUUCAUUAUGAAUGCUGACGUGUGCUCUGAGUUUCCUCUACCAGAGAUGCUCAACUUCCAGAAAGAACACGGAGAGCCAAGCAGUUUCAUCAUCCUGGGGACAACUGCAAACAGAAAGCAGUCCAUGAACUAUGGCUGUAUUGUGGAAAACCAGCAAACAAAUGAGGUUUUACAUUAUGUGGAGAAGCCUAGCACUUUUGUUAGUGACAUCAUCAACUGUGGAAUCUACCUGUUUACCCCGGAGAUCUUCCAACAUAUUGGGGAAGUCUUCCAGAAGAACCAGCAGGACUUGCUGUUAUAUCCAUACGAGGGAGAUGAGCAGACCAAUGGCAACGGCUGGCAUCGGGCUGAGGCCAUUCGGUUAGAACAGGACAUCUUCACAGCCCUGGCUGGGCAGGGCAAGCUCUACGUCUACAAAACACCCGCCUUCUGGAGCCAGAUCAAAUCUGCAGGGUCUGCAAUAUACGCCAGUCGCUUGUACCUUAACCAGUACCAUAAAACCCAUCCUGAAAGACUGGCUACAACUGAGGAUGGAGGGCCUAGAAUAAGUGGAAAUGUUUACGUUCACCCAACAGCCAAUAUUGACCCUACUGCGGUGUUGGGUCCCAACGUCUCCAUAGGCACAGGAGUGACCAUCGGGGCUGGGGUGCGCGUGAGAGAGUCCAUCAUCCUCCACGGGGCUACUCUACAGGAUCACAGUUGUGUGUUGAACUGUAUAGUGGGGUGGGACAGCACUAUCGGCAAGUGGGCCAGAGUUGAAGGAACUCCCAGUGACCCCAAUCCAAAUGACCCCUUUGCCAAAAUAGACAGUGAAACACUCUUCAGAGAUGGAAAACUCACACCAUCAAUCACCAUUCUUGGAUGUAAUGUGACUAUCCCAUCGGAGGUGAUCAUACUCAACUCAAUUGUUCUGCCACACAAAGACCUCAACAGGAGCUUCAAAAACCAAAUUAUACUGUAGUUAAUUUGCUGUGUUCUGUUCAUUUAGUUUCAAAUGAAUUAAGGAGUGUAGCUUGAAGAACAAUGUCACUGCCUAUGGGUUCUUGUAUAUAAGAUGUCAAAUAAAGAUGACUUAUUUAGGUGUUUGGAAAGAGAUUGUUUUAGCCUUUAUGAAUUAACUGACAUGUGAGAGGCUUUGGGAGGAUGAUAGUGUGUUGGUUAGAUUACCUCAACAUAUUUGAAUGUCAUCCCAUAACUUAUGAAAAAAGUUUUAUAAAAUUAACUGUUGAAGCGAGAAUCCUUAAUUUGAAACACUAACAAAGCGGUCACCCCACCUGUGUUUUGGUAAAAAGCUGAGGAAUGGGCCUGGAGAAAUGUAACCAAUCAAAUUGAGCUAUGGGUGCAACCAUGUUGAGGCUAGACAGUGUUUGUUUACAAACAUUGGAGUAAAACAAGCUUCUAUUUUGGGUUCUGAUGGGGUACGACGGUUGAACUAAGCUCAUGAGGUAUGUAUAAGUUAGUCUUCAAGAAUCAUUGGAUAGAUGUGUGUGUGUGUAUAUAUGUCAAAUGGAUGUAGCAACUAAGGAUUCUAGCUUUACAUUUCUGCACUAUCCUUAUGAUUAGCUCUGGAUUCACUACCAUGUAAGGGAAAUAAAACAAUGGUUAUAUUUUGGCACGGGGAUUGCUAGCAUUACUUACCAUGUUGGUGGUGGUGCUAGCCUAGUUACUGAGAAAUGUAAUCUUGAAAAUGUGAAAGUCUGCAGCUGAUUUAGUCAAGAUUGCAAAAUUAAAGGAAUUGUUAGCUACGAACUUCAAUUUGUGAGGGGUAAUUUGGGGGCCUUUUACAUGAGUGCUUUGAUUAAAACAUGACCAUUUUAAUUGCAA
Messenger RNA from Coregonus clupeaformis (lake whitefish), 2374 nucleotides. Its product is annotated as mannose-1-phosphate guanyltransferase alpha-A. NCBI's taxonomy places the organism in Eukaryota, Metazoa, Chordata, Actinopteri, Salmoniformes, Salmonidae. Gene Ontology annotation, molecular function: transferase activity. Gene Ontology annotation, biological process: biosynthetic process. Gene Ontology annotation, cellular component: cytoplasm. The transcript has 13 exons. The record is from RefSeq and is a predicted model, not a curated record. The coding region runs from base 327 to 1511 and encodes 394 amino acids.